This is a messenger RNA of Vigna umbellata (rice bean), 573 nucleotides long. Lineage: Eukaryota; Viridiplantae; Streptophyta; Magnoliopsida; Fabales; Fabaceae. The record is from RefSeq and is a predicted model, not a curated record.
AUGGGAUUUGAAGAAUGCUACGUAUUCGGUUCUACAGAAGUUGUAUUAUGGGUUCUUAAAAAGCAAAACACCUCUAACGUUGAGUUGCAGGAUUCACUCUUGAAUAACUCAGGAAAGGGUUUGCGGUGGAGAACAUGGGCACCACAGAUGAGGAUUUUAGUAUACAAGUCUGUCAGGGGAAUCCUGACUUACUAUGGUUGGAGUUCAGUUAUAGAGAGUCUUCAAGUUGGUUGUCCACUUGUUAUGUUGCCCUUCCAAACUGAUCAAUUUGUAGUUGCUAGGUUUAUGGAGGAGAAAAGGGUAGGGGUCAAAGUAGAGAGAAGUGAGCAUGAUGGGAAGUUCAUCGGGGAAUCGUUGGCCAAUGCAUUGAGAUCAGUGAUGUUGGAAAAAACUUAUAGAAAUGAAGCAAAGGAAAUGAGUAAAAUAUUUGGGGACAAAGAACUGCACCAAAAAUAUGCAGAUGAGUUUGUUGAAUAUAUGGAAAUCCAUAGGCCUGCCAUAAAGGAUUAGCCUUUCUGCUAUUGUAUUAUAUCAUACAAAAUAGGUGAGUUUUUGUUGUGCUAUUUCUUUUCU